AUGAAAGAAAGAAAAUCGAAUAAAAAAGGUCUAAUAAAGAAACUGAAGGCUGAGGCUCUGAAUCAUACUACAUCUGGAUUAGAAUGCGAAUUUCAAAACCCAGUAGCUUCACUAGAACCUAUUAUGAAUCAAAAACCAGAAUUCGACUCUACGUCUAAGUCAGGUGGAGAAAAAGUAACUAUUUUAUCUGAAAUAAAAUUCGGUCCAUAUAAUCGUGCUUACACUGAUUUGAAAAAAAGUAAUUUGCAAUUGCAUGUAAUAUAUAAAACUCACGAUAUAUAUUCAACAUUAUCACACACACCGAAACGGUCUUAUUUCAAACCAGAAAUUGAUUUAAAAUUAUUUGGCUAUUACAACCCGGUCAACCCGGUAGCAUCGACUUCCACAGGAAAAGUUGAUUUGACUUUAUCUAAUAUCAGAAAGAGAAAACUUGAGGGUCGCCGGAGAACAUUUAAAUUUGAGGAUAUUGAUUACUCAAAGUACAAUGUCCAAUAA
Parnassius mnemosyne (clouded apollo) is the source of this 495-nucleotide messenger RNA. The record is from the annotation of a GenBank genome assembly. NCBI's taxonomy places the organism in Eukaryota, Metazoa, Arthropoda, Insecta, Lepidoptera, Papilionidae.